Molecule: messenger RNA, 1590 nt
Organism: Lucilia cuprina (Australian sheep blowfly)
Lineage: Eukaryota; Metazoa; Arthropoda; Insecta; Diptera; Calliphoridae
Exons: 3
Coding region: 218-1486 (422 amino acids)
Biological process (GO): negative regulation of oxidative stress-induced intrinsic apoptotic signaling pathway
Source: RefSeq, a predicted model, not a curated record
AAUUAUAAUCUUUAUAUUCUAAAUAAUAUUUUUAUAAAAUUGUUUGUUAGUUGAUCUUCAAUCACAUAAAAUGCGUUUCUUUUAUUUUUCUUCUUCUUUUUUUUAAAUCCUUAUAGUUUUAGUUCUGCAAACACUUGUAUUUUAUUUUUUUCUAGUUAACUAAGAUACUGUGUGAAAAAUAUUUUAAAUAAAUAAAAAAAAAAUAUUAAAAAAAAUCAUGUUCCAGGAUACAUUGUUAAUUAUUAAACCUGAUUAUUUGGCAAAACGUAAAGCUCUUCUAUUACAUUUGUUGCAACAAGGAUUCUUUAUAAAGGGUCAGCGUAAAGUAUGUUUCUCUCCGGAAUUGGCUGCAGAGUUUUAUCAAGAUCUGGCUGAAGGUUGUGGUUUUAUGAUUCAAGUGAUUUUAUUGUCCAAGGGAAAAGCGGAAGCGUUUAUUUUAGCUAAAGAAUGUGCGGUAGAGGAUUUGAUCAAUGAUAUGGUGUGUUAUUUUAAUACUUCAACAGAAAUGGAACAAAACAUCCAUGUUACCAAAUGUCUUGCCAACGUCCAGAGAGAAAUUAGUUUUAUUUUUCCCAAUUACAUUCACGAACCAAUUUACUGUCCAGAACAAAUUAAAUUCUGCGCUAAUAAUCCUCUUGUUGAGUCCACAAUAAAUACACUAUAUGAUAUUGUAGUUAAUCCCGCAAAAGAUCCACACAAAAGUUGGAAAGAGAAAUUAGCGGAAUCUUUAAUUUCAACAAAUACAACUAUACCACAUAUUUCCAAUCAAUGUUGCCACAAUUUAAACCUAAAUGCACAAGAUACAGCACAACAAACUAAAAUCACUUGCUUUAAACAUGAAAAGGUCCAGUUAAGAGGGUCUCUGUCAUCUGAUUUGGACAUGAGUAGAGAUUGUAGCUCACUUACAACAAGUUCUUGCGUUUCAUGUUCGGCAUUUGAUAGUGAUGCAGAUUGUAUACAACAGACUUUUGAACAGCCAUUUACAGAAAUUAUUAAGGCUCGAACAGCACCCUUGGAAGUGCAAGAAACGUCUAGCAGUUCUACAUUAAAGUCGGAACAAGAAGGUGCUUUAGAAGAUUGGUUAACGGAAGAACAUGCAGUUGGUUUAAGUGCUAAUGACAUAGGCGAAGAUAAAAUUGUAGAUGAAGAUUUUAAGGAUGGAGCUGACAAAGAUAAAUUUGUUGCAUUAGAUUUUCCAACAAUUGAACAUAUGAAGGUUAAUGAAUUGCCUGAAAUGGAAUCACUUCAAUCAACUACAACUAAGACUGUUAUUGAUGAUAUUCCAGCCAAAUCUGAAGAAAACGCAAUUCAUAUUGCAAAUAAAGAUAAAAACAAGCAGACUGAAGAAGACAACUUGCAAUCGCCCAAGGGAAACAUUGUGUCUGCUGCAGAAGAAAAACAAUCUAGUGAAGUUAUCUCCAAGUUAGUUCCAAUUAAGGGAAAUAAUAAUGAUGUUGCAGAAGAUAUUAUUCCAUCAACUGCAUAAAAUAUUAUGCUCUGGACUCGGGAAUAUUUAAUCAUAUACAUAAUAUAUUUUGGAAGUUUUUUGUUUUCAUAAAAAUCAAAAACAAUACCAUACUUUUUUAAAAA